CCAAAUAAAAAAAAAUUUCCUCGGGAAAAUAUCUGUGUGGACUCAACGUCCGCUCUUCCUUCAUUAUCCAUACACCAUAUCAUCUAUAAUCCUCGUGUCUGUACAUGUUUGAUGCAUGCGCUGGGAUCGAUCUCCUGACCUCUUCAUGGUCUUUUCCUUUUAUUCAAUGCUCAGCUGCAAAACUAUCACUAUAAUUUCGAGAACAGAAUCUUAAUUAGGGGCAAUAGCCCUUAAUGAGGGUGUAGAGGGCCGAAUUGGCCGAAUUUUAGGGUUUAAUUGAAAGAUUUUAGGAAGGUUUUGAUCGCAGGCGAUGCAGGAAAUAAUGAUACGUUGCGAGAAUUCUGUGUACGUGAGAAAUUUUGAGUAUUUAAAACACAUUGGUCCUGCGCUUGAGAAUUUGUUUGUUUAUUACGGCGGCGGAUGGUGCCCUGCGACAUAAUUUUUAGUUAAAUAGCGAGUAAAUUAAGUAAUUAAGGCGUUGCAUAAGCAUUCAAGGUUUAUAUCUAAAUUCUGUUUGGCAGCGGCAAAAACGCAGAGGGGCCGAAGAAAUGUAUGAUUGGGCACACUGUGGGGGCUGCCUGCAGAAAUAAUUGUCCGUGUAGAGUAUGGCCUGUACUUCGUUGGUAUCGGUAUCCCUUGAAGCCGUGAAUGUUUGUAAGGUAAUAAAAGUUGACGGAGGCAACAGAUCUGAGUGCAAUAUUUUAUCAUGUGCUUGGAAGGCACCAAGGAUAUUGAGUGGAUCUUUUGCUAGUACAACACAAAGAAGAUUAAAGGGGAGAAAUAAUAGUCACCAAUACGUUGGUUAUAAGGUUGUGUGUACUGAUGAAGUCCUUUCUAUGGGAGAAUCAUAUGGCAAGCAUGUUGAUGCAGAAGAUUCCAAAUUGCAUAUCAGCUCAAGGGCAAGAGCUCAUACAAAGUGGAGAUUAUGUUGUUCAUCUCAGUCCAGUUCAAAGCAAUCUGAUACAGUUAGUAUUAAAACACUGUGGGAGGGUCUCAAACCAACUAUUACGUAUCUGCCAUCCAAACAUCUGCAGUUGGUUGAAGACGCUUUGAAGCUAGCCUUCGAAGCUCAUGCUGGACAGAAAAGGAGGAGUGGGGAGCCCUUCAUCAUACAUCCAGUAGAAGUUGCUCGUAUCCUUGGUGAACUUGAAUUAGACUGGGAAUCAAUUGCAGCAGGUUUGUUACAUGACACUGUGGAAGACAGUAACGUUGUCAGUUUUGAAAGAAUAGAAGAUGAGUUUGGUCCGGUUGUUCGCAGAAUUGUAGAAGGGGAAACAAAGGUUUCUAAGCUUGGCAAACUGCAAUGUACAAAUUUAAUAAAUUCUGCACAAGAUGUCAAAGCUAAUGACUUGCGGCAAAUGUUUCUUGCUAUGACUGAAGAGGUCCGUGUUAUAAUAGUAAAACUUGCGGACAGGUUACAUAACAUGCGGACUUUGUCACACAUGCCACCACAUAAACAGUGUAGCAUUGCUUCAGAAACAUUGAAGAUUUUUGCACCUUUGGCAAAGUUACUAGGGAUGUAUCAAAUCAAGUCAGAGCUUGAAGCUCUAUCCUUUCUGUAUACAAAUCCAGGCGAUUUUGCUGACCUGAAAAAAAGAGUUGAACAGAUUCAGAAGGAACAAGAAAAAGAAUUAUCAGAGGCAAAAAAGGUUUUGAUUCAGCAAAUUGAGGAAGAUCAGUUUCUUGACUUCAAGACUAUGGAUGUUGAAGUAGUUUCUGUAUGUAAGGAGCUCUAUAGCAUAUACAAAAGGAUUUUGGAAACAAAAGGUUCGAUUAAUGAAGUAAAUGAAAUAGCUCAGCUCCGAAUAAUUUUGAAACCAAAACGAAGUGACAAGGGUGCAUCAGUAUUAUGCAGUGCACAUCAGAUAUGUUAUCAUGUACUUGGCCUUGUACAUGGGAUAUGGACACCCAUUCCACGAGCUAUGAAAGAUUACAUUGCAACCCCUAAGCCUAAUGGUUAUCAAAGCCUUCAAACAAAAGUUAUCCCAUUUUUAAAAGAGAGCACCUUUCGAGUUGAAGUACAGAUAAGGACAGAAGAAAUGGAUCGGAUAGCAGAGAAGGGCAUUGCUGUACAUUACAGUGGGAAACGGAUCACUUCUGGUUCAAAUGGAAGUGUGCGAUCAAUCUCCCUGAACAACGAUGACAUUGCUCGCAGGCAGGUAAGUUGGCUUAAUGCCAUUAGAGAAUGGCAAGAGGAAUUUGUUGGCAACAUGAGCCCUAGGGAAUUUGUUGAUACAGUUACAGUUGAUCUCCUAGGUAGUCGUGUUUUUGUCUUCACCCCAAAAGGAGAGAUAAAAAAUCUUCCGAAGGGUGCAACUGUUAUUGAUUAUGCUUAUCAAAUUCAUUCAGAGGUCGGCAAUAAAAUGAUAUCUGCAAAAGUCAAUGGAAAUGCUGUGUCCCCAUUUCAUACACUUGCAAAUGCUGAAGUGGUGGAGAUAAUCACUGAUAAUGUUAGUAAUGUUGAUGAACUAGUUGAGGGUCUUUCAAGCACCACAAAUUUCCAGGAGCAUGAACUGUGGCUACAGUAUGCAAAGACUCGAAGUGCCCGGCAUAAGAUAAUGAAAUUUUUGAAAGAGCAAACUGCACUGAAAGAGCAAACUGAAAAAACAGCAGAUGAUGGCAAGUUUUUGGCUGCUGACAUAGAAGAUAUUGACCAAGAGGAUGAUGAUGAUAUUAUCAAAGCCAUUAUGCAAUCCUCUAUGUUACAUACAGUGAAUGGAAACUGUAAUAAAUUAGUUAGAGAGGUUGGACUAAAGCUCAAUGGCAAUUCGGAGCUUCUAAGGAAAAAGGCAACAAUUUUCAAGCUAAAUAUCCCACAAAUGGAUGAGGAAAUUUUGGUUCGAUUGGAAAAAUGGAAAGCUGGUAAAGUGGCAAAUUGGCAUGGUCUGGAAAGGAGGCCAAUACAGUGGUUUAAUGUAUGUUGUAUUGACCGAAAAGGUAUGCUCACAGAAGUCACAUCAGUCCUUGCUGCAGCUGGGAUUGUGAUAUGUGCAUGCGUGGCCGAAACUGACCAGACUCGGGGGUUAGGGGUGAUGCUUUUCCAUAUUGAUGGAAAUGUGGAGAGUAUGGUUAAGGCAUGCUCAAGUGUUGAUUCAAUCCAGGGAGUUCUCAGUUGGUCUGUGGGUUGUACUUGGCAUAUGCCUCGGUUGUUAAUCAAAAGCAGUUUUGAGUGUUGAUCUCUGAGAAACCCUCUCCAAAGCCAUCCAGAAAUUUGUAUUGUACAAUAGAAAUUGAUAUGCUGGUUCUCAUAGAAUUAGAGCCAUUUCUUCAUUAUUUUGUACUAUAGAAGAAGCAUUGGUGGGUAUAUUCUAGGCCACCAAAUUGUGUAUCUAAAAUCUGCCUUUGUAUUAUGCCAGAGAAACUGAGUGAGAAUUAGUUUUGGGCUGUGUGAUUCAUGUAAGGAUUUGUCGGAGAUCUAGAAUUUCAAGAUUUUUUUUUUUUUUUUUCUCCAUCAGAUUAAGUCAUCAUGCCAUAUAGCUUUUUGGUCUUUUGAGCUUAUAUUAGCAGGUACACUUUAAUAGAAAGGGUGCACCUGGAGGCGGUAAUUGAAAAUUUGUUCUCUGCCAAGUGUUUGGUUGGUUUACUCAACACUUAAAUGCAGGUGGAUGGAUUGGAUGUCAGGUAUAUGAAUGUAGAGUUAAUAGCUCAUUUUAGCUGUUAAAAAGGUACAUUGAAUCUUGUAUCAAAUUUUGAGUAAAACAACAGAUUAUGAGAUAUACGAACAUUGACAAAAUGUCAAAAAUAUCAGGGCUUUUAGCCUAAUAUUUAGCUGGUGGCUAUACUGUAUUCGAUUCAUGACAACAGAUUAUGUACAGGUAUAUGAAUGUAGAAUUAAAUUGUUAAUAGCUCAUUUUAGCUGUUAAAAAGGUACAUUGAA
Cryptomeria japonica (Japanese cedar) is the source of this 3877-nucleotide messenger RNA. RefSeq names its product putative GTP diphosphokinase RSH1, chloroplastic. Gene Ontology annotation, biological process: guanosine tetraphosphate metabolic process. The transcript has 25 exons. The record is from RefSeq and is a predicted model, not a curated record. Bases 606 to 3176 code for a protein of 856 amino acids. NCBI's taxonomy places the organism in Eukaryota, Viridiplantae, Streptophyta, Pinopsida, Cupressales, Cupressaceae.